Messenger RNA from Sinocyclocheilus rhinocerous, 1318 nucleotides. Its product is annotated as gastrula zinc finger protein XlCGF8.2DB-like. The record is from RefSeq and is a predicted model, not a curated record. Gene Ontology annotation, biological process: regulation of transcription by RNA polymerase II. The coding region runs from base 1 to 1023 and encodes 340 amino acids. Gene Ontology annotation, molecular function: RNA polymerase II cis-regulatory region sequence-specific DNA binding; DNA-binding transcription factor activity. NCBI's taxonomy places the organism in Eukaryota, Metazoa, Chordata, Actinopteri, Cypriniformes, Cyprinidae. The transcript has a single exon.
AUGAAAGAGAAUGAGAAAGAGACUGAAGACCUGAGUGAAGCAGAGGAGAAACAUCAUCAUAUCAAAUCUUUGAGUCACUCACAGACUGAGAACAUUUUUUCCCUGAAAAGAUCCAAAAAAUCUUUCACUUGCCUUCAGUGUGGGAAGAGUUUCAGACAUAAAGGACACCUUAAUGAUCACAUGAAAAUUCACACUGGAGAGAAACCACACACAUGUGAUCAGUGUGGAAAGAGUUUCAGACAUAAAAGAAACCUUAAUGAUCACAUGAAAAUCCACACUGGAGAAAAGCUGCACACAUGUCAUCAGUGCGGGAAGAGUUUCCCAUACAAACCGAGCCUUAAACUUCACAUGAGAUUUCAUAGUGGAGAGAAGCCUCACACAUGUGAUCAAUGUGGGAAGAGUUUCACACAGAAAGCACACCUUGAUUAUCACAUGAGAAUCCACACUGGAGAAAAGCCACACACAUGUGAUCAGUGCGGGAAGAGUUUUGCACAUGUUAGGUCUUUUAAAUCACAUGUGCUCUCUCAUUCUGGAGAAAGACCAUAUAACUGUGAUCAGUGUGGUAAAAACUUUUCUUGGGCAAAAUCCCUGAAGAACCACCUGAAAGUUCAUUCAGAGGUGAAGCCUCACCUGUGUUCUUUGUGUGGAAAGAGUUUUAGUCAGCUGGGUCUUUUAACACAACACCAGAAAAGACACAGCGGUGUGAAGAAUCAUUUGUGCUUUUAUUGUGGGAAGACCUUUAUUAGAGCUGAUGAAUUGAAACAGCACCAGAGGAUCCACACUGAAGAAAAACCUUACAAGUGUUCACACUGUGACAAGAGCUUCAAUCAGUCAGGAACCUUGAAAGCACACGAGAGAAUCCACACUGGAGAGAAGCUGUAUCACUGCCAUCCAUGUGGGAAGAGAUUCACUCAUUGUAAGUCUCUGCUGAGUCAUAAAAAAAUCAAAUGUCUGAAAUCAUGUCUAAAUGAAUCGAAAGAUCCAGCUCUUUCAAGUGCAAUGCUGCAUCUUCACCAAAUGUGAUAAUUUUGCUUCAUGAUUUUAAUAAUCAUUGUGCUUUAUUAUGAAUUGUUUGUAUUAUAUUACAACAAUUAAGUUUUGUUUUUUUGUUUUUUACAUGUACAUGUUUCUGUGCUUGCAUGUCUAGUUCGGGAAGCUAAAAAGAGUCAACACUUUUUAGUGGGACAUCUGGUAUUUAUUUUUAAUUUUGUCUUCAUUGUUGUGCUUAGAACAUCUUUACUCCACCAUUUAUGACAUAUUUAAUAAAUGCAGAUGUCAAAGUAUCAUGUAGCUUUUCAUCUGCAGCUUAUUUGCUUCU